Messenger RNA from Orycteropus afer afer, 927 nucleotides. RefSeq names its product olfactory receptor 8D2. Bases 1 to 927 code for a protein of 308 amino acids. The transcript has a single exon. Gene Ontology annotation, cellular component: membrane. NCBI's taxonomy places the organism in Eukaryota, Metazoa, Chordata, Mammalia, Tubulidentata, Orycteropodidae. The record is from RefSeq and is a predicted model, not a curated record. Gene Ontology annotation, molecular function: olfactory receptor activity; G protein-coupled receptor activity; odorant binding. Gene Ontology annotation, biological process: sensory perception of smell; G protein-coupled receptor signaling pathway.
AUGAUCACAUCAAAUCAUUCCUUUAUGACUGAAUUUAUCCUUGAUGGGUUAACAGAUCACCCAGAGCUCCAACUACUAUUCUUCCUACUGUUCCUUGGAAUAUAUAUGGUCACAGUGGUGGGGAAUAUGGGCAUGAUCAUUUUAAUUGCUAUCAGUUCUCAACUUCAUUCUCCAAUGUAUUAUUUUCUUAGUCAUUUGUCAUUCAUUGAUCUCUGUUAUUCCUCUGUCAUUACCCCCAAGAUGCUAGUGAACUUUGUGUCAGAAAGGAACAUUAUCUCCUUUCUGGAGUGCAUGGCUCAGCUUUAUUUCUUCCUUAUUUUUGUAAUUGCAGAAGGUUACCUUCUGACAGCCAUGGCAUAUGACCGCUAUGUUGCUAUCUGUAGUCCACUGCAUUACCAUAGCAUCAUGUCUCACAGGGCUUGUUCCACAAUGAUGGGUAUAGUAUAUACACUGGGUUUGCUUGGGGCCACAGUUCAUACCACCUGCAUGUCAAUGUUGUCCUUCUGUAGGUCUCAUACUGUCAGUCACUAUUUUUGUGAUAUUCUUCCUUUGUUGGCUCUCUCUUGCUCCAGUACCUAUAUCAAUAAGAUUCAGCUAUUUAUUAUUGGAGGCAUUAAUACCUUAGCACCCACUCUGGUUAUUUUCAUUUCUUAUGCUUUCAUUGUUUCCAGUAUCCUUCAUAUUCGCUCCACUGGGGGCCGGUCCAAAGCCUUUGGCACUUGUAGCUCCCAUCUAAUCGCUGUGGGGAUCUUUUUUGGGUCCAUAACAUUCAUGUAUUUCAAGCCUCCUUCUAGCAAUAGUAUGGAACAGGAGAAAGUAUCCUCAGUGUUUUACACCACAGUGAUCCCCAUGCUAAAUCCUUUGAUCUACAGCCUGAAGAACAAGAAUGUGAAGAGCGCACUGAGGAAGGUGGUUAGUGGAAAAUAG